GUGAAUGCAGAUUUACUCUGCUGUCUUUACGAGCGGAGACCCGCGGAGACUCUUGCGAAACUAAACACCUUCUUCAGCGAAAUCCAUUCAUUAAGUUGCAUUAACUAAAAGAAAACACCAUGACGAUACCCGAAUGAAGGCUGAAAUGGAGAUAAGGAGAAAUUCUUCUGGUUUUGAUCUUCUCCCGCCGGUAUGAACCCCAGCACCUCCUCCCAGCCGCCUGAAGAAGAUGAGCUCCUGGACGGCUGGCACUUCCUCUCCUCUGAAUCCCCUCAGCCUCCAGACCCUGGAGCCAGCCGGGAACUCCGGGAGACGGAGGACAGAGGACAACUCAAGUCCAGGUUCAUCUCAGCCUGGAACAGCGUCAAAUAUGGCUGGUCCUUGAAGCAGAAAUCCAAGUUCAGUAAGAGCUCUCCUGUCAUCAUGUUCGGACAGUCCUACGAGCUCAAGGAUCACGGGGACAGAGAGCGUUUCCGCCGCUGCUUCUCCUCCCUCCUGUGGCUGACCUACAGGCGGGGUUUCUCUCCGCUGCCCGGCGGCUCUCUGACCUCUGACAGCGGCUGGGGGUGUGUGUUACGCACCGGGCAGAUGCUGCUGGCACGAGGCCUGCUGCUGCACCUGAUGCCACCAGGCUGGACUUGGUGUGUGAGCCACCAUGCCGUGAAGGACGACCUGGACCUGCUCCACUCCACAGACGGUGCAGAGAGCGCGCAGGAAGUGAAGGAAUCGUCCAAACAGAGGAACCGGAAACUGAGCCUGGGCUCCCUGCUGGACCGGCCCAUGGAGGCCAAACACAGGCGGGUGGUGUCCUGGUUUGCAGACCAUCCCACUGCCCCGUUUGGGAUUCACCAGCUGGUGGAGCUGGGGAAAAGCUCGGGGAAGAAGGCCGGGGACUGGUACGGACCGUCCAUCGCUGCACACAUCCUCCGGAAGGCAGUGGCAGCCUCAGCAGAUCUUCCCAAUCUAGUCGUGUAUGUCGCACAAGAUUGUACUGUCUACCUGGAGGACGUGAGGAGGUUGUGUGAGCGCCCCCCCCCUCAGGGCUGGAGGUCCGUCAUCAUCCUGGUUCCUGUUCGACUCGGAGGACAAGACCUGAACCGCUCCUACAUCUCAUAUGUCAAAAGACUGUUGACAUUACAGUACUGCAUCGGGAUCAUCGGGGGGAAACCAAAGCACUCUUUAUUCUUCACCGGCUUCCAGGACGAACACCUGCUGUACCUGGACCCUCACUACUGUCAGCCCACUGUGGACAUCAGCCAGGAGAACUUCCCUCUGGAGUCGUUUCACUGUAAGUAUCCCAGGAAGAUGUCUUUCUCCCGCAUGGACCCGAGCUGCACCAUAGGCUUCUACGCUAAAGGCCAGAGAGACUUUGAGUCGCUCUGCACCGCCGUUAGUGAGGCUCUCUCCACAUCUGCGGAGACGUACCCCAUUUUUAUUUUUGCAGAAGGAAGAAGUCAAGAGGAGGAGGAGAGAGGCAACACCCCCACAAACAACAUGGCCUACAUCCAGAGGAAGAAAGGCAGGAAGAGUGUGAAGACCAGCAGCAGCAUGGAUGAGUUUGUUCUCUUAUGAACAGAAGAAGAAAUCUGUGAUCAGACCUGACAUUUAAACCGUGGCAACUACUGAGCUCUAAAAGCAACACUAUAUCCUAACCGACACUACUUUAUUUUUACUGCACUUCUGUAUUUUUAUUUAAUGUUUUAAGAAAUCAUUUAUGUGUACAUCUUUCCAGGGAAGGAUGUUUUCUAAAGGCCAUGUUAUAUUUAAGCUGUUAAAAUCAUGUAAAUGGAAUAAAAGUAUGUGAAAGCAAACUUAAAGAGGCCUUAUCAUGCAUUGGGGGUUUUCACUUCCUGUACAGAGGUUUUGGUGACAUCUAUGCAACUCUCCUGCUCCUAUAAUUUAAGGGGAGGGACCUCUCUAAGCCGUGGACCAAUCACAACAGAGCCGGCCAAUCAAUCAGAGCACUAGGGGCUCUGGUUUCAGACAGAGGGUGGAAAGAGGUGCUGCAGCACAGGCAGUGUGAGAAACAUAAAGAGCUUUCUGAACAUUAAGGAUGGAGACAUGUCCCAGGAGAGACACUACAUACUAUGAGAUGCUUCAGGUCAUGUGACAGGACACGCUGCAUUUAAAUGGAGUAGAACAUUGGAUUGCUGUUGACGUGACUCGCACAAAGAACAUCUUGAACAAGAAGUCAAAGGUUCUGUAUGCACUCUCAAAGGAAAACUACAAAGGUUACUGAGAAUAUUCUGAUGAGCUGAAUUAUUUUGUUGCUGUAUUUUAUUUGAAUAAAUGGUUUAUGAAGACGA
This is a messenger RNA of Eleginops maclovinus (Patagonian blennie), 2306 nucleotides long. Its product is annotated as cysteine protease atg4da-like. The record is from RefSeq and is a predicted model, not a curated record. Lineage: Eukaryota; Metazoa; Chordata; Actinopteri; Perciformes; Eleginopidae. The transcript is spliced from 11 exons. The coding region runs from base 193 to 1572 and encodes 459 amino acids. Gene Ontology annotation, molecular function: protein-phosphatidylethanolamide deconjugating activity.